Messenger RNA from Labeo rohita (rohu), 4925 nucleotides. It is a transcript of the gene pde5aa, whose product is annotated as phosphodiesterase 5A, cGMP-specific, a. Gene Ontology annotation, biological process: signal transduction. Gene Ontology annotation, molecular function: protein binding; 3',5'-cyclic-GMP phosphodiesterase activity. The transcript has 23 exons. Bases 274 to 3081 code for a protein of 935 amino acids. The record is from RefSeq and is a predicted model, not a curated record. NCBI's taxonomy places the organism in Eukaryota, Metazoa, Chordata, Actinopteri, Cypriniformes, Cyprinidae.
CAGAGAUAUUCACUGGAGUGAAAAGUGAUGAGACUGAUGGGAAAUGUAGCAAGACGACAUCAAAAAUGGGCGGGAUGGAAGACAGAAAGCUGAUAAAAGGAAAUGCAAAUUAUGGAAGGUCAAAAAACACUUAAGGCCGAAGACUUGGAUGCAAAACUCAACUUCAUCCGUGAUAACCACCUGUCAGAAAUUUCGUCAUGUCACAUCUUUCAGGAAGCUCCAGCAACUUGAGUAUCUGCAUCUUAUUUUGGAGAGAAGAAAGGUGAGAAAAACAUGCCAUGUCUGCAUACGGAGUCCCUGCCCUCUUUGCCUGCUGAAGGCAGGUAUGGUGUCACCUCGGCCCGCCGGGGGUCUCAAGGGUCAAGAUCCAAGUCAGGUAAAAAAGGGAAGAAUGGAGAAAAGGGUUCUCGUGUGGAGAGGAAUGACAGCGAGAAAGACCAGAGUGUCAUCACCAGUGCUGGAUGGUUUUUCUCACCUCUUUGGACGCCAGGGGCCAAAACCCAGAGACUGGGAUUCAGGGUGGGAAAAGAAAGUGAGAAAGUAAAGGCAUGGCUGGAUGAUCAUUCAGAUUCUGCCAGGUCGUAUUUUAGCAGAUCCUCAAGACAUUGGGUGCAUGGCUGUGUAGAAAGAGCCCAAGCUGCUCAAACACUUAUAACUGAGCCAAGGUCUAGGAUGACUAUUCUUGGCAGACGUAGGGUGUCCCACCCUCCGUGUGUGCCCUCUCGAGAACAUCUGCACCCUGCUACAAUGGAUAGACCACGCUCCUGCCUUUCUGUCCAUCAGAUUGAAGAUCCUGUUUGUCUGGAUUGGGCCGGGGGUCGUUCUCAUCGAUCUUUGCAGUCUGCAUACUUUCCGCUUUCACCUUGUAUGUCAAGGUCAAUGUGUUUGCCACAUUCUCUGAGCUCCCCAAGACCAGCAGGACAGUGUAAAAGAGGCGAGUCCUGUAACUUCAUGAUGCGCCUCUUUGGUGGUCCAAUUAGACCUCUACAGAACAAAAACAUCUGUCAGAUCCUACAGCACCUUUGUGAGAUCACUCAAGCCCAACGCUGCUGUCUCUCCAUGACAGCAGUGGACAAAACAGGUGUGAAGAGUUUGGGUCCUAUCUUCUUAUCAGAUGAGGAGACUGUCUACGGCUAUGCACAGGCAGAGUGGGACAAGUGCAUUAUGGGAUACGUGGUCAGCACUGGGAGGCCACUUAACAUCAGGGAUACCCGUGAGGAUCCAAGAUUUCAGAUUGAACUGUACGAGAGGGAAGAAGACAGACCCAUGUGUAUUCUCAGUGUGCCCAUCCUGAACCACAAAAAGGAGGUUAUAGGUGUUGUCUUGGCUGUGAACAAAAGUAGGCCAGGCACAUGUGUAGGCAGCUUUUUCUCAGAACAAGAUGAGAAAGUGCUGUCGUCACACAUGGUAUUGUUCGGACUGAUUCUGGAAAACAGCCAGCUGUGUGAAAGUUCUGAACAAGAGAGCAAACGCAACCAGGUACUUUUGGAAUUGGCCCAGCUGGUUUCACAUGACUACCCCUCUGUGGAUGACAUGCUCAGCAAACUGGCUGCUGUCAUCCUGCCAGUUACACAAGCGCAAUUCUGUACUGUUUUCAUUUCAGAUGACAACUCCAUGGGGCCUUUCUCAAAGAUGGUUCAUAUAGAGCAUAAAGAAAACGACUGCUCUGUCCAAUAUUCUACGAGGGAUUAUGACAGCAAUGACAUCAGCUAUGCGUAUGCCGUGCAUGUGCGAAACUCGAUGGAGAUGCUGAACAUUGUCAACAGCUCCGCCCAGAUUUCUAAGCUCUCUCAGAUCAAGACCUUGAUCGGCACACCUCUGAGAGGCAAACAGGGAGAUAAUGUCAUAGGUGUGUGCCAGUUAGUCAAUAAAGUGGCCCUCACUGAGACAGAUGUUUUUAGUCAAGCUGAUGAGCACCUCCUGGAGGACUUUGCGGUUUACUGUGCUCUAGGAUUGCAAAAAUUCAACACGCAGCAGAGGGCAGAUAAAACCAGAGCCAAGCUGGCUGUGACUAAAGAGGUCUUAUCUUAUCAAAUCUCUGCUUUGCAAGAGGAAAUUGAUGCCUUGGAGGAAGCCGUCAUACCGUCAGCAGAUUCAUUCCGUCUACUGGAUUUUAGCUUCAGCGAUUUUGAUAUGUCCCAGAUUGCCAUGACUCAGGCUGUUGUGCGCAUGUUCCUGGAUCUGAAUUUGCCCCAGGAGUUCAGCAUUGACUACAAGAUCCUGUGUCAGUGGGUUUUGAGUGUUCAGAAGUGCUACAGGAGCAAUGUAGUCUAUCACAACUGGAGUCAUGCAUUGCGCACGGCCCAGUGCAUGUUUGUCAUGCUGCAGACAAAGGAACUAAAGAGUAAUUUUAGCAGUCUGGAGGUUCUUGCUCUCAUGAUUGCCAGCCUUUGCCAUGAUCUGGACCACAGAGGAGUAAAUAACUCUUACAUAGAGAGGAGUAACCAGCCUCUGGCACAGCUGUAUGGUCACUCUUCCCUAGAGCACCAUCAUUAUGACAUGUGCCUUCUCAUUCUCAACAAUCCCGGCAGUCAGAUUCUCAGCUCGCUCUCAUUGAAGGAAUACAGGGCUUGUGUGCAGAUGAUUGAGAAGAACAUUCUGGCAACAGACCUUGCUAUCUAUAUAGAGAAGAGAGCUAAGUUCUUUAAACUUGCUCAGAAUAACAGCUGUCUUUGGACAGAUGAAGGACACAGAGAACUACUUGGGUCAAUGCUAAUGACAGCAAGCGACAUAUGUGCAAUAACCAAACCAUGGCCAGUUCAGAAGCAGAUUGCUGAACUUGUGGCGACAGAAUUUUAUGCACAAGGAGACAGAGAAAAGUGUGAAUUUAACAUUCAGCCGAUGGAGGUAAUGGACCGUGAAAACUCUACUCGUUUACCUCACAUGCAGGUUGCCUACAUCGACGGGAUUUGCUCUCCGCUCUAUGAGGCUUUGGCGAGCAUUUGCGAGUCCUGUUCCCCAUUAAAAGAAGGUUGCAGAAGGAACAGAAAACAUUGGCAACAGCUGGCAGACAGUGGAGAGAAUGAAGAAAGGAUAAAAACAAAAGGAAAAACAGAUGGAGAAAGAGAAGAAGCAAGUUAACACUAUAUAAACUCUUUGGGUGAACCAUUCACAGAGUGGACCAGCAAGACUCACAUCUAGAGUCAUAUCUGAUAUUCAGAUUAUUACUAUAUUUGAUGACAUUAAAACCAUUAAAGGGACCCAAAAAUGAAAAUCCCAUCAACUACUCACCCUCAUGUCGUUCCAAACCUGUGAGACCAUUGUUCGUCUUCGGAACACAAAUUAAGAUAUUUUUGAUGAAACCCAAGAGCUUUGUGACAAUGCAUAGACAGCAACGUAACUAUGACCAAUGCUUGAAGUGGAAAAAAAGAAGUGCCAGUAGAUUCAUUCACAUGAAUUGUCGAGAUGAGAUGACUCCUCCUGGUAGUGUGAUUUAUAUAGUGCCAUUUCUAAUCGCCCAGACACUGACGCUUUGACCCUGAGCGCCGGCAACAUGUCAAAAGUGCCGGUACACACUAAAAAAUGCUAGUACACAAAAGACUAAAAUACAGGUGUGUACCGGCCCACUUCAAGCACUGACUAUGACAUUUAAGGCCCAGAAAGGUAGUAAGGACAUCAUUAAAAUAGUCCAUGUGACAUCAGUGGUUCAACUGUAAUGUUAUGAAGCUACGAGAAUACUGUUUGUGCACAAAGAAAACAAAAAUAACAACUUUAUUCAACAAUUUUUUCUCUUCUGUGUCAGUCUUUGCAUGUUCAUGAGAAUACCACAAUGCAUGUGCAUGGUGCUGCUGACAAAACAUUGUGGUAUUAUCCGAAGACUGACACGGAAGAGUCUUCUCGCAGCUUCAUAAAAUUACGGUUUAACCACUGAUGUCACAUGGACUGUUUUAUUGAUGUCCUUAAUUCCUUUCUUGGCCUUGAAUGUGUCUGUUGCAUUGCUGGUCAGAAAGCUCUCGGGUUUCAUCAAAAAUAUCUCAGUUUGUGUUCCGAAGAUGAAUGAAGGUCUUAUGGGUUUGGACAGGGCCAGAUUAACAUUUUGUCGUACCCUGGGCAACAAUAUUCAAGGGCCCCAUCAUCACGACCCCAGGAUCACCAUAAUAUGGUCAUAUAUAGAAUAUAUUACUGUAAUAUACAGUAAAUAUACUCAAUACUUCAAAUCCUAACUGUCAUCAUAUUUUGAUUUACAAAUAUUUAAAUGCUCAUAGAACUACAAAUGCACUACUAUGCAUUAUCAAAGACAUUCACUCACAUAUGAUGCUAUGAAAACAAAACACAUCAGCAUCUGUGUAUAAUCUGGUAAAAUUGACCCACUACAUUGAGAGGGAGGGAAGUAUCCUCCGUUUUCACAAAAAAUGAAUAGAUAAGCAACCACUUUCAAACCAUCGUUUAUUUAACAACACUUAUUCCCAAUAGAAAUGUAUGGAAUUGAUAGAGCUAUCACAGAAGACAAGGCAAUCAAGUUAUUAGACCAACACAAACAAUUUGAAAUCUGCCAGUUAUCCCUCCACAUCAAUUUACAGCAUUUUCAUAAAGCUGGCACCUCAAGGAAAAAAUAAAAAAAUAAAAUGCAGUAUCACUAUUUGAUCAUAAACAUUUUGAUCCUAAGCUCAUUUAACUUGUUUUAAAAUAGAACAACAACAUGUUAUAGCACAACUAACCAGUUAAACAUUUUAGUGCUACAUAAAUACACUACACAAUACUAAAUACACAAAACAAUUUCUCUGAAGAAGACAAGAUCAAAUAAAUGCUAUAUAAUCUGGCAAAACACACAACUUUAGUCCUAAAUAAUGAGGAAGUGCAUGUUUAAAUUUGAGUAUAUAGGUAUAUACUUUAAAUUUUCAGCGUUUCUGAUGUCCUUUUCCUUUUUUAAUUUUCGCUUCGCGCUCCCACUUAGCUUCUCCAUUGUGUCUGAUUUUUUUUUUUUU